This is a messenger RNA of Penicillium chermesinum, 621 nucleotides long. It is a transcript of the gene cyp4, whose product is annotated as peptidyl-prolyl cis-trans isomerase. The record is from RefSeq and is a predicted model, not a curated record. The transcript has 4 exons. Gene Ontology annotation, biological process: protein peptidyl-prolyl isomerization; protein folding. Bases 1 to 621 code for a protein of 206 amino acids. Lineage: Eukaryota; Fungi; Ascomycota; Eurotiomycetes; Eurotiales; Aspergillaceae. Gene Ontology annotation, molecular function: peptidyl-prolyl cis-trans isomerase activity.
AUGUUUUGCCGCCUCAAGUCAACCCCACCCUCCUUCUUCUCUUCCCUCAAUUGUUCUUUCCACCCUUCAACUCGUUCAUUCUCAUCUUCCUCUGCCAUCAUGUCGAACACCAAGGCUUUCUUCGAGGUCGAGUAUGCCCCUGCGGGCUCCAGCGCCCCCAAGGUCGGCCGCAUCAACUUCAACCUCUACGAGGCCGAUGUUCCCAAGACCGCUAGGAACUUCCGUGAGCUCUGCACCAAGCCCCAGGGCGAGGGAUAUAAGGGCUCUGGCUUCCACCGUAUCAUCCCCCAGUUCAUGCUCCAGGGUGGUGACUUCACCCGCCACAACGGCACCGGUGGUCGCUCCAUCUACGGCGAGAAGUUCCCUGAUGAGAACUUCAAGUACAAGCACGACCGCCCCGGUCUGCUCUCCAUGGCCAACGCCGGCCCCAACACCAACGGUUCCCAGUUCUUCAUCACUACUGUUGUGACCUCUUGGCUCGACGGAAAGCACGUCGUGUUCGGCGAGGUCGCCGACGCCGAGUCCAUGGCCGUUGUCAAGGAGAUCGAGGCCCUCGGUUCCUCCUCUGGCUCUGUCCGCUCCGCUGUCAAGCCUACCAUCGUCAACUGCGGUGAGGCUUAA